Molecule: messenger RNA, 528 nt
Organism: Penicillium nucicola
Lineage: Eukaryota; Fungi; Ascomycota; Eurotiomycetes; Eurotiales; Aspergillaceae
Product: MARVEL domain-containing protein
Exons: 3
Coding region: 1-528 (175 amino acids)
Biological process (GO): protein localization to plasma membrane; eisosome assembly
Cellular component (GO): plasma membrane; eisosome
Source: RefSeq, a predicted model, not a curated record
AUGGCGCUGAGAGGAGUGCAGUUGGGCCUGCGAGCCUGGGAGUUCCUAUGGUCUCUCCUCAUCAUGGCCCUCAUCGGUAACAUGAUCGCCGAUGCGUUCGCGGGCAACCCCGCCACGGUGAACUACUCGAUCUUCGUAUCGGUAUUCUCUAUGUUCUCCUUGUUCUAUCUGAUCCCGGCUUCGUUUAACCCCGACUGGGCACUCCACCCGAUCAUCAUGAUCGUCGUUGACGCGCUGAACUGCGUCUUCUUCUUCUGCGCGGCUAUUGCUCUAGCUGCCAAGCUCGAGUGCCACUCUUGCAAUAACCAAGACUACCUGCUGAGCAACGAGAUCACCAACGGUGCUCACAACAUGACCAAGCGCUGCCGCGAGGCCCAGGCCUCGGUUGCUUUCCUCUGGUUCGGCUGGGCUGGCUACAUGGCCUCGGUCGUCGUCUCGGUCUUCAUGUCUCGUGCUUCGACUGUCAACUUGCGCAGCCGGACUGGUAGCCGUCGUGGUGGUGCUGGACCUAGCAUGGCCCAGGUCUAA